This is a messenger RNA of Trichoderma reesei QM6a, 684 nucleotides long. RefSeq lists its product as uncharacterized. The transcript has 2 exons. The record is from RefSeq and is a predicted model, not a curated record. The coding region runs from base 1 to 684 and encodes 227 amino acids. Lineage: Eukaryota; Fungi; Ascomycota; Sordariomycetes; Hypocreales; Hypocreaceae.
AUGUUAAGUGUGCGCACUGCUCCUCUCACGUUGCGCCAGUGCAGUAGAUAUUGUUCUCCCUCUUUCGCCCGUCGAACAUUUGCCCAAGCCGUCAAGAUGUCGAGCAUUUCCGAGGCCAUCAAGAAGGACCACCGCGAGCUGGAGCAGUACUACAAUGAGGUGAUCAACAACCAGGGCGAUCAUGACUACCAGGAGCGGUACGGCAACCAGUUCGUCUGGGAGCUUGCUCGUCACUCUGUCGGCGAGGAGCUGGUUGUGUAUCCUGCGUUUGAAAAGUAUCUGGGGAGCAAGGGCAAAGAAAUGGCCGAGAGUGAUCGAAAGGACCACCACGUUGUCAAGGAAAUGCUCAAGACCUUCCAAAACCUAAAGCCCUCGGAUCCAGACUACGUCAGCAAGCUCAAGGAGCUCUGGGCCCCUCUCUCGGAGCACAUCAAGGAGGAGGAGGAGCGAGACCUGCCGACCCUAGAACAGAAGCUCCAGGAGGUGGAGGGCGAGUCUGCGUCCAUGGCCAGGUCCUUUGGCCGCACCAAGGCCUUUGUGACCUCGCGCAGCCAUCCCAGCGCCGGCGAGCACCCGCCAUUUGAGACUGCCAUGGGCCUGCUUGCUGCGCCGAUUGAUCAUAUCGCGGAUCUGUUCAGGAAGUUUCCCGAUAACACGGUAUCUCCCAACCCUUCGACCAAAUAG